Alternaria atra is the source of this 375-nucleotide messenger RNA. RefSeq lists its product as uncharacterized. The record is from RefSeq and is a predicted model, not a curated record. The transcript has 2 exons. Lineage: Eukaryota; Fungi; Ascomycota; Dothideomycetes; Pleosporales; Pleosporaceae. The coding region runs from base 1 to 375 and encodes 124 amino acids.
AUGAAGCUCUUCAACGUGAUCACUACCUUCUUCGGUCUUGCCGCAGCUCUCCCCACUGCCAUCAAGCUUGCUCCUUCCACGGAAUCCCACUCCAUUCAAGGCAUAGAUAAGCGCGCCAAGGCGUGUAUACCCAAAUGUCAGGGCGCCGCGGAUGAUCUCCGGGACUGUAAUUAUAGACCCUCUUGUCAGGGUGGCACAUACUGGUGGCGCGAGUUAAACAACGCAUAUAACAACUGCUGCCGUGGCGCGAAGCUGAUACACUCCGAGAACGUUGUUAUCAAGGCUGUCGACCUCGACUCUGAUACCGCGGGCGACCCAGCCGGCAACCCCGCUGAUUACGUCGACCCGGCCGGAGGCAAGGUGGAAGGAGUUUAG